AUGCUAGGAUGGGGGCUCCGGAACUCCGUGGGUAUGGCAGAGGAGCCCAUUACCGGUGGUAUUUGGACAGUCGAGAAUUCGGCCGAUCAGUUAAGGAGGAACGGUGUCGAUAUACACCGAGACAACCCCGCGGAAGAGCUCAACUUCCACGGCUACCUCGACGACUCUGCUGAGAAGCAGGGGGGUAACUACGGCUAUCCAAACUGCUUUGCGCUGUGGUCAACCGAAGACUUCCCAGACAGAGGCGGCAUGAACACCGGAGAACAGUUUACUCUAACCUCAUCGCGCACUCUCAACGACACGACCUGCGCCUCCAGCCACGUCCCCCCAAGGUUAUCUUUCCAAGCACACACCGCACCGUUAGACAUCAAGUUCACGCCCAGCGGCUCUGAGGCAUUCGUUACGUUCCAUGGCAGCUUUGACUACAAACUGUCUAGCAUACCCUUUACAAAUGGAAUGCCCACCGAGCCUGCGGACAGUCGAACGCCGCUUACCGACGUAUUAACCAAUGCGGACAUCAACAAUUGCCCAGACAACUGCUUUCGACCAGACAGCCGGCAGAGGCUGUUCAUGACAUCCGAUGCCACGGGAGAGCUAUACGUUCUUCAACGAACCGAUAUCUUAGCUUCAGCGAGCUCUCCAGCAGCACCUACCUCAACUUCGUCGCAAGGCAUCCCAGAAGUCCCGUCUAGCCCUAUAUUUGUUGGCAGCCUCGCAAUGUCGGCAGCACUUGCCCUUGGCGGAUUCGGCAUCUUCGGCUUUCCCUUAGGCUUAAGAUGA
Molecule: messenger RNA, 780 nt
Organism: Colletotrichum destructivum
Lineage: Eukaryota; Fungi; Ascomycota; Sordariomycetes; Glomerellales; Glomerellaceae
Product: Putative six-bladed beta-propeller, TolB
Exons: 3
Coding region: 1-780 (259 amino acids)
Source: RefSeq, a predicted model, not a curated record